Messenger RNA from Loa loa (African eye worm), 219 nucleotides. RefSeq lists its product as hypothetical. The transcript has a single exon. Lineage: Eukaryota; Metazoa; Nematoda; Chromadorea; Rhabditida; Onchocercidae. The record is from RefSeq and is a predicted model, not a curated record. Bases 1 to 219 code for a protein of 72 amino acids.
AUGUGUUUGUAUGUGGAAAGAGUGAAUGAACUGGAAAAAGCAUUGGAUGGACUUGUUGACGACUGGAAAGAUGAAUUGGAUCCACGAGUUCCUGAUAAAGAUGCAUGGAUACCGGAAGAAGAAGCGGAGGAAUUUCGGAAAAUCAUGGAACAAGCAAAACGUGAAAGAAGGCAUAACAUUUACAGAAUAUUCAACAAAGAGAAAUCAAUUCAUUGCUAA